CUUUCCUCAGCCUAUCCCAUCCACCUAUUCUCGUCUCCUCACUCCAAAACAUCUGCGAUGUCCUCUCAGUCGCAAUCCACCUCGUCCCCGCUCUACGAUGUCAUUGGACUCGGCUUCGGGCCCGCGAACGUCGCCAUAGCUGGGGCUAUCAUCGAGAAGUGGGGGCAGCCUGGGACCACCUCCAGCCAUGCGCCUCUUCAGCAGGUCCUUUUCAUUGAGAAGCAGCCCGAGUUCCGAUGGCACCCCGGCAUGCUCUUGCCCAACUCGCGGAUGCAAAUCAGCUUUCUCAAGGACCUCGCGACUCUGCGCUCCCCGGAGUCCCCGAUCACGUUCCUUGCGUAUCUCCACUCUCAGGGCCGCCUCCUGAGCUUCAUCAACCGUGGUAGCUUCACGCCGACGAGGCGAGAAUACUCCGACUACCUCGCUUGGGUCGCCGACUACGUAGAAAAGCGCGGCAUCCAGGUGCGGUACGGCGAGGAAGUCGUCGGCGUCUCGCGUCUCGACGACGGCACCGUUGAGGUCCGCAGCCGCAACGUUGCGACUGGGGAGGAGUCCUCCAGGCGUUCCAAAAAUAUCAUCCUCUCCCCCGGCGGUACCCCUAAGCUCCCGCCGGCGCUCGCCGUCAUCGCACCCCAUCCCCGCGUAAUCCAUAGCGCCCAUUAUUUGUCCGCCGUCGAUGCUUUCUUCGCCUCGCUCCCGCAAACUUCGGAGCCGCUGCGCAUCGCGGUGAUCGGCGCGGGGCAGUCCUCCACUGAAGUUCUCCUGGACCUGUACAACCGCCUCAACGCGCUCCCGGCCUGCAGCGGGGGCAAGCAUGAGCUCGACAUGAUCUUCCGCAAGGGCUCGCUGAAGCCGAGCGACGAUACCCCGUUCUCCAACGAGAUCUUUGACCCGGAUGCCACGGACAUGAUGUUCGGUCUUCCGUCGAAGCGCGACCGCCAGGCCGUCCUCCGCGAGUACAACCCCACCAACUAUAGCGUCGUCAACAUGAGGACCAUCGAUAACCUGUACGAAGUUAUGUAUCACCAAAAGCUACUUGACGGCAUGAAGGCCCGCACUGGACGAGGAGAGGAUUCCGACCGCGCCCGUAUUACCUUGCAUCCUUAUACCUCCAUUUUCGCUGGGGAGAUCGUCACCGGAGAGGCCGCCGGGCCCGGCGCCUCCGAGGCGGUCCGCUUGACCCUCCACGGCCUCCAUACCCACGGCGUGUCCCAGAAGACCUACAGCGGCGUCUUCUGCGGCACGGGCUACGACCGCGACUCCUGGAUGAAGCUGCUCGCAUCCUCGAACCUCGCCGACCACCUCGGCGUCAAGUCCACGCCCAUCGAGCUCGUGCCCGAGUCGGAGCCCGCGGAGCCCAUCCCCACGUCACUCUUCGCCGACAUCGAAGACGCUGGCGUGAUCUCCCCUGUCUCCUCGCGGUCGACGGACGGCUUCUCGACGCCGCCGACGCCCGCCACGCCGCAAUCGCAGCAUUCCAAGCUCAACGUGGAGACCCAGCCGUCGAAGGUCCGCAUCACGCGCAACUACCGUCUGCUCGCGCCCGCGGCGGGCAAGAGCGAUGCCGAGCUCGCGGGUGAACCUCGUAUCUUCCUGCAGGGAUGCACGCAGUCCACCCACGGACUGAGCGAGUCCCUGCUCAGCAUCCUGGGCGUCCGUGCGGGUUCGGUAGUCGACGAGCUUUGCGGGGCGCAGUAGAGUAGUGACGAGUUAUCCUUAGGCCGGCUUCAGCGGGGCCAUACUUCUGUCUGUCCAGAACAAGUACUUGUAUAGUUAAUUUCAGCGGAAACAUGGGCAUUUGAACUCUG
This is a messenger RNA of Trametes versicolor FP-101664 SS1, 1808 nucleotides long. Its product is annotated as lysine/ornithine N-monooxygenase. NCBI's taxonomy places the organism in Eukaryota, Fungi, Basidiomycota, Agaricomycetes, Polyporales, Polyporaceae. Gene Ontology annotation, biological process: intracellular iron ion homeostasis. The record is from RefSeq and is a predicted model, not a curated record. The transcript is spliced from 6 exons. Bases 58 to 1698 code for a protein of 546 amino acids.